AUGAUGGAGCCAACAGAUCAUGCCACAGAAGCCGACCCUCUGAAGAGGGAGGUUGAGGGUGGUGGAGCAGCACCACCAGCUCAGACCAAGAAGAAGUUGGGUCUGGCCAAGUUGUCCCACUGGAGGACGGCUGCCUUCUUCCUCUCCCUCUUCCUCUGCCUCAUCCUAGUCUUCGCCUUCUCUUUCAUCAUCCCCUGUCCCGUCCGGCCACAAUACCUCACCUUCUGGAACCGCUCCUUCCCCCAAGCAGGUGAGGAAGAGAUACAGUAACACAUUAUACCUGAGAAGGCAAGUUAAGAAGUGUGUUAACGCUUGUGUUUUUUCCACUAUGGGCCGGUUUCCCAGACACUGAUUAAGCUUAGUCCUGAACUAAAACGUCUCUAAAUAGUUGAAUUGAAAUAGCUUUUUAGUAUAUGACCAGGCUUAAACUGUGUCUGGGAAAACAGCCCUAGAUGUAAUGUUUGUUUCCUUACCCAAAAGGUUAAAUGUACUUCCUUUCUCUCCAUCACAGCCACCUAUGAUUUCCUGGCCAUAGAGGAUGCAAGCAAAGACAAAGUGAUGGAUGUGCUGUUUGUCCUGAAGGACUCGGAGGGCAGUCAGAACAUCAGCUGUUUUGACGCAGGUACUAGGAAAGCAGGUCUUACAGUGCCUUCAGAAAGUAUUCACACCCCUUGACUUUUUCCACAUUUUGUUGUUACAGCAUGAAUUUAAAAUGGAUUAAAUCUAGAUUUUUUUGUCACUGUCCUACACACAAUACCCCAUAAUGUCAGUGGAAAUGAAAAGCUAAAAUGUCUUGAGUCAAUAAGUAUUCAACCCCUUUGUUAUGGCAAGCUUAAAUAAGUUCAGGAGUAAAAAUUUGCUUAACAAGUCACAUAAUAAAUUGAAUGGACUCAGUGUGCAAUAAGUGCUUAACAUGGUUUUUGAAUAACUACCUCAUCUCAGUACCCCACACAUACAGAAUAAAAAUAUUCCAAAACAUGCAUCCUGUUUGCAAUAAGGCACUAAAGUAAAACAGCAAAAAAUGUGGCAAAGAAAUAAACUUUAUGUCCAGAAUACAAAGUGUUGUUUGGGGCAAAUCCAACACAACACAUCACUGAUUACCAUUCUUCUUAUUUUCAAGCAUGGUGGUGGCUGCAUCAUGUUAUGGGUAUGCUUGUAAUCGGCAAGGACUAAGGAGGUUUUUAGGAUAACAAUAAAUGGAAUAGAGCUAAGCACAGGCAAAAUCCUAGAGGAAAACCUGGUUCAGUCUGCUUUCCAACAGACACUGGGAGACAAAUUCACCUUUCAGUAGGACAAUAACCUAAAACACAAGACCAAAUAUUAUCUGGAGUUGCUUACCAAGACGACAUUACAUUUUCCUGAGUGGCCUAGUUAGUUUUGAGUUACAUCGGCUUAAAUCUAUGGCAAGACUUCAAAUGGCUUUAUAGCAAUGAUCAACAACCAACUUGACAGAGCUUGAAUAAUUUUUUAAAGAAUGAUGUACAAAUAUUGUCCAAUACAGGUGUACAAAGCUCUUAGAGACUUACCCAGAAAGACUCACAGCUGUAAUCGCUGCCAAAGGUGAUUCUAACAUGCAUUGACUCAGGGGGUUGAAUACUUACAGUGCCUUGCAAAAGUAUUCAUCCCCCUUGGCGUUUUUCUUUAUUUUAUUUUGUUGCAUUACAACCUGUAAUUGAUUUUUAUUUGGAUUUCAUGUAAUGGACAUACACAAAAUAGUCCAAAUUGGUGAAUAAUAAAAAAAUUAAAAGAACUUGUUUCAAAAAAUCCAAAAAAAUAAAUAACGGAAAAGUGGUGUGUGCAUAUGUAUUAACCCCCUUUGCUAUGAAGCCCCUAAAUAAGAUCUGGUGCAACCAAUUACCUUCAAAAGUCACAUAAUUAGUUAGAUUGCACACAGGUGAACUUUAUUUGUCACAUGAUCUCAGUGUAUAUAUACACCUGUUCUGAAAGGCCCCAGAGUCUGCAACACCACCAAGCAAGCGGCACCACCAAGCAAGCGGCACCAUGAAGACCAAGGAGCUCUCCAAACAGGUCAGGGACAAAGUUGUGAAAAAGUACAGAUCAGGGUUGGGUUAUAGAAAAAUAUCCGAAACUUUUAACAUCCCACAGAGCACCAUUAAAUCCAUUAUUAAAAAAUGGAAAGAAUAUGGCACCACAACAAACCUGCCAAGAGAGGGCCGCCCACCAAAACUCACGGACCAGGCAAGGAGGGCAUUAAUCAGAGAGGCAACAAAGAGACCAAAGAUUACCCUGAAGGAGCUGCAAAGCUCCACAGCGGAGAUUGGAGUAUAUGUCCAUAGGACCACUUUAAGCCGUACACUCUACAGAGCUGGGCUUUACGGAAGAGUGGCCAGAAAAAAGCCAUUGCUUAUAGAAAAAAAAUAAGCAAACACGUUUGGUGUUCGCCAAAAGGCAUGUGGGAGACUCCCCAAGCAUAUGGUAGAAGGUACUCUGGUCAGAUGAGACUAAAAUUGAGCUUUUUAGCCAUCAAGGAAAACGCUAAGUCUGGCGCAAACCCAACACCUCAUCACCCCGAGAACACCAUCCCCACAGUGAAGCAUGGUGGUGGCAGCAUCAUGCUGUGGGGAUGUUUUUCAUCGGCAGGGACUGGGAAACUGGUCAGAACUGAAGGAAUGAUGGAUGGCGCUAAAUACAGGGAAAUUCUUGAGGGAAACCUGUUUGUCUUCCAGAGAUUUCAGACUGGGACAGAGGUUCACCUUCCAGCAGGACAAUGACCCUAAGCAUACUGCUAAAGCAACACUCAAGUGGUUUAAGGGGAAACAUUUCAAUGUCUUGGAAUGGCCUAGUCAAAGCCUAGACCUCAAUCCAAUUGAGAAUCUGUGGUAUGACUUAAAGAUUCCUGUACACCAGCGGAACCAUCCAACUUGAAGGAGCUGGAGCAGUUUUGCCGUGAAGAAUGGGCAAAAUUCCCAGUGGCUAGAUGUGCCAAGCUAUAGAGACAUACCACAAGAGACUUGCAGCUGUAAUUGCUGCAAAAGGUGGCUCUACAAAGUAUUGACUUUGGGGGGUUGAAUAGUAAUGCACGCUCAAGUAAUUGAUUUUUGUCUUAUUUCUUGUUUGUUUCACAAUAAAACAAUAUUUUGCAUCUUCAAAGUGGUAGGCAUGUUGUGUAAAUCAAAUGAUACAAACCCCCCAAAAAUCCAUUUUAAAUUCCAGGUCGUAAGGCAACAAAAUAGUAAAAAUGCCAAGAGAGGUGAAUACUUUCGCAAGCCACUGUAUCUAAUCAAAAUAUAUUAAAAUUUUAUUUUUCAUAAUUUAUUUGACAAAUGCCCCCCCCCCAAAAAAAAUACAAUUUAAUGGAUUUUUGUUCCACUUUGUAACACAACAAAAUGUGGAAAAAGUAAAGGCGUGUGAAUACUUUCUGAAGGUGCUGUGGCUUCUUUUGUAGAAUGGUUUCACUGAGAGUCCAGUUAAAGUAGAGGCUGCCAGCCAAAGAUUUCUAGAAGACAGGCUAGACAAGUUUCCUCAAUACAAAGAUACUGUUACCUUUUUCCUACUAAUGAACCUACUGUAAUUGUUCUACGCCAUAUCGUGUCUGCUGUGUCAUUGUAAAACCUGUAGUGUCUGUGAGAUUCAGGUGUGCUUUUUACGUCUUCCAGGUCUGGACACACCUUGUGUGUUUGUGUCGGCGGUAGCCGGGACCAACGGCGAGACUCUGUGGGAGCGGCCCUUGGCCCCUGAGUUCCACUGGGCCCAUUGUGGUCUGGACGGGCUGGGAGAGAUGGACAGAGGCUGCCUGCUGUCCCAUUCCAACCAGCUCACUGCUAUCGACAAAUACACUGGUGAGUGACUUAGAAUGUCGUUUACUCACCUCCAUCUCUACUAACGUCACACUUCAAGCAAUCAUACUUUCUCUCCUCACACCUCUCAUACUGCACAAAUAUGUGCCUUCAUAUCCCACUAUUGCAUAGUUUGGUUGGUGUCUCAUCACUAUUUUGUAACCAGACUCACUUCAAAGAAAAGUGGGACAAACUGUCUUCCUAUUUUUUUUAAUGAUUUCUAAUGGAGGUGGGUUGUAGCUGUGAGUGCAUUCUGAAUAACUGGUAUUUCUGUACAGGAGUGGUGACGUGGUCGUGGCCCCAGCCUCCCAACCUGAGCAGCACCCUACCAGUCCUCAGUGUCCCAGACCUGGAUGGGGAUGGGGUCAGCGACGUGGCUCUGGUGGCCCCCAGCCCAACGCAGGUAAACCUGAAGGGCAUCCUCGUUGUCUCAGGAUAGACUCACUCACCAGCUGUGUGCCUUAUGACACCUGCUCAGACUAGGUUUAUGUUUUCGAUUUCUGCUUUAAAACACUGUACAAUAAUGUUAGAAAAUGUGAGCUUUACAUAUAGAAUGGCAACCUCUGUGCCAGUACCUUUUAACAGAAGACCUCAAGUCAGUUCGUUCUAUUAUUAUGCUUUUCUUUCUAGACACAGCUGGCGAUCCUCUCAGGAAAGACGGGUGUCCAGAUUGGCUCAGAGGUGGUUCUGGACACAGCUGAGAGUGCCAUGCAUCUCCUCCACUCCACAGGGAAAGGCUCCCACUAUGUACUGCUGCAGAAAGGUGAGCAAGCCAUCAUUUACCACAGCAUGCUAGUGAACACAGUUCUUGAUCUGCUGUUAGUGUAUCAUUUAAAAAGCCAAUAACUCACUGACCAAACUAUUGAUCUCAUAACAUUCUAUGUGAUAGAACACAUUGAUUUCAGUCCUACUGUAUGUGACCUAGUGCACCGAUCAGUGAGUUAUCCCACUAUAUUGAUAUAAGGGUCCUAUAUGGCAGGUUGGCAACAGCCCACAGCACAUUGAUCUCAAAUCCAAAUAAAAUAAAAUAGUAUUUGUCACAUGCGCCGAAUACAACCUUAUCCUAAAAUGCUUACUUACAAGCCCUUAACCAACAAUGCAGUUUUAAGAAAAUAGAGUUAAGAAAAUAUUUACAAAAUAAACUAACGAAAAAAAGUAACACAAAAAAAAAAACGACAAUAAAAUAACAAUAAUGAGGUUAUAUACAGGGGGUACCGGUACUGAGUCAAUGUGCAGGGAUACAGGUUAGUCGAGGUAAUUUGUAAAUGUAGGUAGGGGUAAAGUGACUAUGCAUAGAUAUUAAACAGUGAGUAGCAGCAGUGUAAAAACAAACAAAGGGGGGGGGGGGGGGGGGGUGUGUCAAUGCAAAUAGUCCGGGUGGCCAUUUUAUUAAUUGUUCCGCAGUCUUAUGGCUUGGGCGUAGAAGCUGUUAAGGAGCCUUUUUGACCUAGACUUGGCGCUCCGGUACCGCUUGCCGUGCGGUAGCAGAGAUGACAGUCUAUGACUUGGGUGACACCGCCUAGUGUAUAGGUCCUGGAUGGCAGGAAGCUUGGCCCCAGUGAUGUACUGGGCUGUAUGCACUACCCUCUGUAGCGCCUUACUGUCGGAUGCCGAGCAGUUGCUAUACAGGCGGUGAUGCAACCGGACAGGAUGCUCUCGAUGGUGCAGCUGUAUAACUUUUUGAGUAUCUGGGGACCCAUGCCAAAUCUUUUCAGUCUCCUGAGGGAGACUUUCUUGGUGUGAUGACCAUGAUAGUUUGUUGGUGUGGACACCAAGGAACUUGAAACUCUCGACCCACUCCACUACAGCCCCGUCGAUGUGAACGGGGGUGUGUUCAGCCCUCCUUUUCCUGUAGUCCACGAUCAUCUCCUUUGUCUUGCUCACAUUAAGGGAGAGGUUGUUGUCCUGGCACGACACUGCCAGGUCUCUGACCUCCUCCCUAUAGGCUGUCUCAUUGAUGUCGGUGAUCAGGCCUACCACCGUUGUGUCGUCAGCAAACGUAAUGAUGGUGUUGGAGUCGUGCUUGGCCACGCAGUCGUGGGUGAACAGGGAGUACAGGAGGAGACUAAGCACGCAACCCUGAGGGGCCCCUGUGUUUAGGAUCAGCGUGGCGGAUGUGUUGUUGCCUACCCUUACCACCUGGGGGCGGCCCGUCAGGAUGUCUAGGAUCUAGUUGCAGAGGGAGGUGUUUAGUCCCAAGGUCCUUAGCUUAGUGAUGAGCUUUGUGGGCACUAUGGUGUUGAACGCUGAGCUGUAGUCAAUGAACAGCAUUCUCACAUAGGUGUUCCUUUUGUCCAGGUGGGAAAGGGCAGUGUGGAGUGCGAUUGAGAUUGCGUCAUCUGUGGAUCUGUUGGGGCGGUAUGCGAAUUGGAGUCGGUCUAGUGUUUCCGGGAUGAUGGUGUUGAUGUGAGCCAUGACCAGCCUUUCAAAGCACUUCAUGGCUACCGACGUGAGUGCUUCGGGCUGUAGUCAUUUAGGCAGGUUACCUUUGCUUUCUUGUGCACAGGGACUAUGGUGGUCUGCUUGAAACAUGUAGGUAUUACAGACUCGGUCAGGAAGAGGUUGAAAAUGUCAGUGAAGACAUUUGCCAGUUGGUCCGCGCAUGCUCUGAGUACACAUCCUGGUAAUCCGUCUGGCCCCGCAGCCUUGUGAAUGUUGACCUGUUCAUAAAGGUCACAUCGGCUGCGGAGAGUGUGAUCGCACAGUCGUCCGGAACAGCUGGUGCUCUUAUGCAUGCUUCAGUGUUGCUUGCCUCGAAGCGAGCAUAAAAGGCAUUUAGCCUGUCUGGUAGGCUCGCGUCACUGGGCAGCUCGCGGCUGGGUUUCACUUUGUAGUCCGUAAUAGUUUGCAAGCCCUGCCACAUCCGACGAGCAUCUGAGCCGGUGUAGUAGGAUUCGAACUUAGUCCUGUAUUGACGCUUUGCCUGUUUGAUAGUUCGUCUGAGGGCAUAGCGGGAUUUCUUAUAAGCGUCUGGAUUAGUGUCCUUCUCCUUGAAAGCGGCAAUUUAGCUCGGUGCGGAUGUUGCCUCUAAUCCAUGGCUUCUGGUUGGGAAAUGUAUGUACUGUCACUGUGGGGACGACGUCGUCAAUGCACUUAUUGAUGAAGCCGGUGACUGAGGUGGUAUACUCCUCAAUGCCAUUGGAUGAAUCCCGGAACAUAUUCCAGUCUGUGCUAGCAAAACAGUCCUGUAGCGUAGUAUCCGCGUCGUCUGACCACUUCCGUAUUGAGCGAGUCACUGGUACUUCCUGCUUUCGUUUUUGCUUGUAAGCAGGAAUCAGGAGGAUAGAAUUAUGGUCAGAUUUGCAAAUGGAGGGAGAGCUUUGUACGCGUCUCUGUGUUUGGAGUAAAAGUGGUCUAGAGUUUUAUUUUUUUCUCUGGUUGCACAUGUGACACGCUGGUAGAAAUUAGGUAAAACUGAUUUAAAUUUGCCUGCAUUAAAGUCCCCGGCCACUAGGAGCGCCACUUCUGGAUGAGCAUUUUCUUGUUUGCUUUAUACAGCUCGUUGAGUGCGGUCUUAGUGCCUUCGUCGUUUUGUGGUGGUAAAUAGACGGCUCUGAAAAAUAUAGAUGAAAACUCUCUUGGUAGAUAGUGUGGUCUACAGCUUAUCAUGAGGUACUCUACCUCAGGCGAGCAAUACCUCGAGACUACCUUAAUAUUACACAUCGCGCACCAGCUGUUAUUGACAAAUAGACACACACCCCCACCCCUCGUCUUACCGGACAUAGCUGUUUUGUCCUGCCGAUGCACGGAAAACCCAGCCAACUAUAUAUUAUCCGUGUCGUCGUUCAGCCACGACUCGGUGAAACAUAAGAUAUUACAGUUUUUAAUGUCCCGUUGGUAGGAUAGUCUCGAACGGAGCUCAUCCAGUUUAUUCUUGCACGUUGGCUAAUAGAACUGACGGUAGAGGCAGGUUACCCACUCGCCGACGAAUUCUCACAAGGCACCCUGAUCUCCGCCCCCUGUAUUUCCUUAUUUUCUUCAUGCGAAUGAUGGGGAUUUGGGCCUUGUCUAGGAGCAACAUUAUAUCCUUCGUGUCCGACACAUUAAAUAAAAAAUCUUCGUCCAGUUUGAGGUGAGUAAUCGCUGUUCUGAUAUCCAGAAGCUCUUUUCGGUCAUAAGAGAUGGUAGCAUCAACAUUAUGUACAAAAUAAGUUACAAACAAUGCGGAAAAACAUGGAAAAAUAGCACAAUUGGUUAGGAGCCUGUAAAAUGGCAGCCAUUCCCUCCGGCGCCGUUCUUAGUGUGAUGUUAGUGUAAUGUUAUAUAACCAUUGUCACUGCCUCUGUCCCCUCUCCCCAGACUCAGGGUUGUAUGGCCUGGCCCUGUGGAGGAUUGCAGCCCAGGCUAAGGCAGGCAUGGAGAAAGGCCUUAAGAAGGACAAGCACUGGGAGAGCAAAGCCAAUGACUCCUCUGGCCUUGUACCAAUCUAUGAGUAAGAGCAGCAGGUAGAUGCUAAUACACAAUUCUCACGAUGCCUCCGGAUAUCACAACUUGGGGGCAAACGUAACACCAAUAUUGCAACUGUUUAGUGGUUAAAUGAUCAUUUCCUAUGUCCAAUAACCUGGACCAUGGACAGAAAUGAAUUGCUAAUGCUAACAUUGAGGCUUUCCUUUGAUGGUCAUUCCUCCUCUGCAGGUCUGGGUCAUUGAGACAUGUGUUGAUGACAGGAAAGGCAGAGGGUCUCUCCAACCUGCUACUGGUCACUGGGGGCAGUGUGGAGCUGAUGGAUGGCAACAGUCUCAACUCACUGUGGAGGGUCAACAUCAGCACAAUCCUCAGGUAAAAAAACGACAUCACCCGACACACUGAUUGGUUAGCUAGUUAACAUUGUUAGGGAGCUUACUCGAUACACAGUAUUGAAUGGGCUUAUCAGGACUAACAACCUCCUUGUAUUCCUUGACAUUUGUAGUAAAUUACCACGCUCUGAAUUUCUUAUCUAAUGACAACCGUGAUAACCAAUGUAUUUGAGCCAAUGACAUCUACUGAAUGGGAGGGUUUUAAGUAAGUUUCUCCUCUCCACUCAGUGAGCCUUCAUUUGGCCACUUUAACAAAGAUGGGACACCAGACAUAGUGAUCGAGGAGGAAAUUGGUAACGGCAUUAAAAGGGUAAGUUGGGACCAGCUUGGAAGCGUUGGAAUAUAUUCAGCUUAUCUGCUGAGUAUGUCAUGUUUUUCCACUCCUGCAGUAUUUGAAUUGAAUGUGACAUCCAUCCAUGGUCUGUGUGAAUGGUAGGUGGUGAUCCUGGAUGGAAACACUGGGGGAACGCUAUGGGAGGUCAUCCUACUGGCCAGUCCCAACUCACCCAAGCCAGCUUCGGUCAACACCAUCAACUCCUUCUCUGUGUUCAUGUUCUGGGGGGUGAUGCCUUCAGAGGCCAAUUCCACAGUGAGUACAUUGACUUCACAGUGAAUUUAUGAGAACAGAUAAUUUACUGAUCUCCAUGUCGUUACAUCUUACUCUGUGUUCAUGUAACCUUGACUGAGAAUCUGAAGACUUGUCUUAGCUUCCUGAGCUAAUGACUAGGCUUCAGCUCAGUGGGCUAGCACAGUCUUGUGGCAUGCAGGGUUUGAACCGUGGUCAAUCACAUUCACAUCAGUCAUAGUGUUGUUCUCUAGACAUUCUGACCUGUUUCUAAAUGAAUGCUUUCCUCCAGAGCGAUUUGAGUAAGGAGCGGCACUCCUACAUGAUGCACCCCCUCUACUCCACAGUUCUCCUGGAGAAGAGCAACAUCAUAGACCACAUCAUCGCAUUUAAAGGUGAGUUACAUGCUUUAGCAAAACAAUAUUAUUAUGGGGAACAAAUUAACCGUCUAUAUCUAGGUUGUCUGACAACGUUACUACCUCACCUCCCUCACAAAUGCUCAUUGGAGGUCUGAGGGAGGGACCUUCGAUCCUCUACUCCAAUACUCUUUGAGAGGGAGGUGAGGAAUUGAGGAAAAAAGGACUGUGGAUGCAAGGAUUUGACAGCUAGUAAAGUUUUCAGACACCGCCCUAGGCCCGGUUUCCCAAAAGCAUCUUAAGGCUAAUUUCAUUGUUAGAACCUACGUAAGAACAUCUUAACACUUCCAAGAUGUUUCCCAAAACCGUCUUUAUUAACGUUGCACUUGAAAACGCUCAUUAUCUAACGCCUGCCUUAGACCACUCGUAGAAGUGCGUCAUUAGAUCACCGUUUGCCCUCCCGCUUGACUUUAAACACAGAAGAUCUCCAAUAAACAUAGAAGGAAGAUGUCUCUCUGUGACCGCCUAAAACUUAAUAGUUGAAUAUAAUUAGCCUAAAAAGUUUGCAAUGUUAUAAACAAGCAAAGCAAGGAUACAUAAAAAAAUUAAAACCAAAUUAUAUGAUGGCUAGAUUAAAUCAAAUAACAUUUUAUUUGUCACAUGCGCCGAAUACAACAGGUGUAGACCUUACAGUGAAAUGCUUACUUACAAGCCCUUAACCAACAAUGCAGUUUUAAGAAGGAAUACCCCCCCCCCCCCCCCCCCCCCAAAAAAAAGUAACAAAUAAUUAAAGAGCAGCAGUAUAAUAACAAUAGUAAAAUAACAAUAGCGAGGCUAUAUACAGGGGGUACCGGCACAGAGUCUAUGUGCGGGGGCACAGGUUAGUCGAGGUAAUUGAGGUAAUAUGUACAUGUAGGUAGAGUUAUUAAAGUGACUUUUCAGGAGUCUUAUGGCUUGGGGGUAGAAGCUGUUAAGAAGCCUCUUGGACCUAGACUUGGCGCUCCGGUACCGCUUGCCGUGCGGUAGCAAAGAGAACAGUCAAUGACUAGGGUGGCUGGAGUCUUUGAAAAUGUUUAGGGCUUUCCUCUGACACUGCCUGGUAUAGAGGCCCUGGAUGGCAGGAAGCUUGGCCCCAGUGAUGUACUGGGCCGUACGCACUACCCUCUGUAGUGCCUUGCGGUCGGAGGCCGAGCAGUUGCCAUACCAGGCAGUGAUGCAACCAGUCAGGAUGCUCUCGAUGGUGCAGCUGUAGAACCUUUUGAGGAUCUGAGGACCUAUGCCAAAUCUUUUCAGUCUCCUGAGAGGGAAUAGGUUUUGUCGUGCCCUCUUCACGACAGUCUUGGUGUGCUUGGACCAUGUUAGUUUGUUGGUGAUGUGGACACCAAGGAACUUGAAGCUCUCAACCUGCUCCACUACAGCCCCGUCGAUGAGAAUGGGGGCGUGCUCUGUCCUCUUUUUCCUGUAGUCCACAAUCAUCUCCUUAGUCUUGAUCACGUUGAGGGAGAGGUUGUUGUCCUGGCACCACACGGCCAGGUCUCUGACCUCCUCCCUAUAGGCUGUCUCGUCGUUGUACAGGAAGGGACUGAGCACCCACCCCUGAGGGGCCCCCGUGUUGAGGAUCAGCGUGGCGGAUGUGUUGUUACCUACCUUUACCACUUGGGGGCGGCCCAUCAGGAAGUCCAGGAUCCAGUUGCAGAGGGAGGUGUUUAGUCCCAGGGUCCUUAGCUUGGUGGUGAGCUUUGAGGGCACUAUGGUGUUGAACGCUGAGCUGUAGUCAAUGAAUAGCAUUCUCACAUAGGUGUUCCUUUUGUCCAGGUGUGAAAGGGCAGUGUGGAGUGCAAUAGAGAUUGCAUCAUCUGUGGAUCUGUUGGGGCGGUAUGCAAUUUUGGAGUGGGUCUAGGGUUUCUGGGAUAAUGGUGUUGAUGUGAGCCAUGACCAGCCUUUCAAAGCACUUCAUGGCUACAGACGUGAGUGCUACGGGUCGGUAGUCAUUUAGGCAGGUUACCUUAGUGUUCUUGGGCACAGGGACUAUGGUGGUCUGCUUGAAACAUGUUGGUAUUACAGACUCAGACAGGGAGAGGUUGAAAAUGUCAGUGAAGAUACUUUCCAGUUGGUCAGCGCAUGCUCGGAGUACACGUCCUGGUAAUCCGUCUGGCCCUGCGGCCUUGUGAAUGUUGACCUGUUUAAAGGUCUUACUCACAUCGGCUAAUGAGAGUGUGAUCACACACUCUUCCGGAACAGCUGAUGCUCUCAUGCAUGUUUCAAUGUUAUUUGCCUCGACGCGAGCAUAGAAGUAAUUUAGCUCGUCUGGUAGGCUCGUGUCACUGGGCAGCUCACGGCUGUGCUUCCCUUUUGUAGUCUGUAAUAGUUUGCAAGCCCUACCACAUCCGACGAGCAUCGGAGCCGGUGUAGUACGAUUUGAUCUUAGUCCUGUAUUGACGCUUUGCCUGUUUGAUGGUUCGUCGGAGGGCAUAGCGGGAUUUCUUAUAAGCUUCCGGGUUAGAGUCCCGCUCCUUGAAAGCGGCAGCUCUACCCUUUAGCUCAGUGCGGAUGUUGCCUGUAAUCCAUGGCUUCUGGUUGGGGUAUGUAUGUACAGUCACUGUGCAGUUAUUGAUGAAGCCAAUGACUGAUGUGGUGUACUCCUUUUUUCCCUCUGGUUGCACAUUUAACAUGCUGGUAGAAGUUAGGUAAAACGGAUUUAAGUUUCCCUGCAUUAAAGUCCCCGGGCCACUAGGAACGCCACCUCUGGAUGAGCGUUUUCCUGUUUGCUUAUGGCCGUAUACAGUUCAUUGAGUGCGGUCUUAGUGUCAGCAUCGGUUUGUGGUGGUAAAUAGACGGCUACGAAGAAUAUAGAUGAAAACACUCUUGGUAGAUAGUGUGGUCUACAGCUUAUCAUGAUAUACUCUACCUCAGGCGAGCAAAACCUCGAGACUUCCUUACAUAUCGUGCACCAGCUGUUGUUUACAAAUAUACAUAGACUUUCACCCCUUGUCUUACCAGAGGCUGCUGUUCUAUCCUGCCGAUACAGUGUAUAACCCACCAGCUGUAUGUUAUUCAUGUCUUCGUGCCAAGACUCGGUGAAACAUAAGAUAUUACAGUUUUUAGUGUCCCGUUGGUAGGAUAUACGUGCUGUUAGUUUGUCCACUUUAUUAUCCAGCGAUUGUAUGUUGGCCAAUAGUACCGAUGGCAAAGGCAGAUUAGCCUUAUCAGGCACCCCGAUCUCCUUCCAAGAUAUCUCUGUCUCUUCCCCCUGUGAAUGACGGGGAUGAGGACCCUGUCGGGUGUCUGGGGGAAAUCCCUGUCGUCCGACUCGUUAAAGAAAAAUUAUUCAAGGUGAGUAAUCGCUGUUCUGAUGUCCAGAAGCUAUUUUCGGUCAUAAUAGACGGUAGCAGCAACAUUAUGUACAAAAUAAGUUAGAAACAAUGCGAAAAAAACAAACAAAAUAGAAACGGUUAGUUAAGAACCCAUAAAACAGCAGCCAUUCCCUCCGGCACCAUUUCAAAAAGGCUACAUAUUGACAUCACUUUCAUGUAUGUGCAAUCGAUAGACCUACCAAGUACUAAGCCGAUUCAAUAUUUGUAGCCUAUAGGCUACUAUUAUCUCAAAGCUCACGCAUUUCACUAUCGCUUAACCAAUAACCUAAAGAUCAACAUAUUGGGUAAAUGGCAACGUCGCUUAACUUGUAGCCUAGGCUAGGCUACUUCAAGUUUAAUUAUAGAAUUUUAGAAUAUCUAUAGGCCUACUUAAAGCUCAAUACCUGCCUGCCAUUAGGCUACGAUGAUUUGUCGAGCAAUUACGAAAAUCAUGAUCCUAUUUUUAGGUCACGUUGAUAUUUUCUAAACAGCGAACGACUUUGGCUCAAUUCAUUCUUGCUCACAGUUGACACAAACUGAAGAAAUGCAAAAUGUACAUAAACAUUGCAUACAAAAUAGCACUAGAAAACACUUAGAAUACAUAACACAUGGAAAACCCACAUGAAUAAUAGGCUACAGAACAUGUAUUAUCUUGAUGGGAAAACUGUAUUGUAUAAAAAAGAUGACAUACAUUUAAGAGGUACAGGGAGCUCUUUAGCCUAUAUAUUCUGGAAUCGUUUUCAGCACUGGACAGCUCCAGUAACGACACAGUUAAGUUUCACUUUGUAACGAGUGUGCUGCGUGGUGUUUUGGGAAACGGGUGUGUCAUCUUUUACGACACAUCCGUUAAAACAUUCGUAAGCCUAAGUUCCAUUGCCAUCGGGAAACCGGGCCCUAGUCUACUGUACUUCCGGAUAAUGACUGUUCUCUGUGUGGUAAAUGACUUGUUGUCUAUGUGUUUCCUGCCUGUACCAGCCACCCUGUUGGAGCGGGGGCGUCACGCCUGCUACAUCCUGCUUACGGGGCCCGAGGGGGAGGGGGCCGAGGGUACGGUGGUCCUCAGCAAGCGCAAGCUGAAACAAGACGUCCCCGACAGCCGGGUCCUCCGAAUGGGCUCCAUGAGCAGCAAAGACACUAACGAGGACAUCAAAGAGGCCUUCCAGAGACUGCGCUUCAGUGACGAGUGA
Messenger RNA from Coregonus sp. 'balchen', 14054 nucleotides. The record is from the annotation of a GenBank genome assembly. NCBI's taxonomy places the organism in Eukaryota, Metazoa, Chordata, Actinopteri, Salmoniformes, Salmonidae.